Messenger RNA from Lymnaea stagnalis (great pond snail), 21019 nucleotides. NCBI's taxonomy places the organism in Eukaryota, Metazoa, Mollusca, Gastropoda, Lymnaeidae. The record is from the annotation of a GenBank genome assembly.
GACGGUAAGUUGGAGCAUAGAAAUGGACGUUUUAUAGUGUAGCCAUUGUUAUUAUGGUCAUGAGGAAGUAGGCUUGAUUAUAAAACUUGCACUAUAAUUAAGAGUUAAAUUAUAAAAAGGAUUUCAUGAUGAAAAGUAAGCGUUGCGAAGUAGUGACACGGUUCUAGGGUGUGGCGCAUGUUUCUUUGAAUCCCUGCACGUCACCGAAACCUGGACGGGGAAUUACUUUUUUUUAAUGCUUCUUGCUUGAUUGCUGUCUGACAUUUUCUCUACUUUGCUUUCUACGGCCUGAAAUGAGCAAGGGUAAUGCAUGUUCUUGUUUCAGUGUAGUCAAAAACUGGUCUAUGUGAUACAUACAAGUGGCUGGGUUUUUUUUAAAAAUACUAUAACAUGAAUGUAGUCCUGCCUAACCAUUCUCGUAUUUUUACUUUUUUGUUUUGUUUCUGUUUUUUGACAUUCUUCCAUGAAAAUAAGAUCUCAAACGAAAAUGCGAAUUGAUCCAAUAAACAUCCAUGUCUUUGUUCUGUGAGAAUACUGUGAGUUCUUUCUUAAUUUCUUCGAAGUUUAUCUCCCCCCCCCCCACGCCCCUCCCACCCAAACCUUUUAAAUUGACCGUCUGCAUUGCUAACUCUGACUGGUUCCUUGUUUUUCAUAAAUGUUAACAAUGAGUUCCACUUAGAAUGAUCAGGACAGCACUUCAAUGUUGUUGUUAUUUUUUAAAAAGAUCAGUGACGGUGCCACAUUGACAGUGCAACUGAAUUGAAGAGAGGCAGUAAGUAAUACAACGAAUGCCUUGUGGAGAGGGGGGCCUGGGGGGGGGGGCUCGUUUAGCCAAGUCCUAACUAAUCUAUUUUUGAUGUCAUUUCUGACAUAUACAAACACAUGAGAACAACGCGGUUUAGCAUCGUCUACGUGCAUCAAUCAAUCUGUUCAAUGGCUUGGUCAACUAACACAUUCUUACGGUAUUGAAGCAAGUAAGAAGAACUAAAAUGACUACUCAGAAUUCUGGGUUUAUUUCUCUUCAAAGGCGUUAGAUUUAAGGGCUAUGCCUCAUUUUUACAAAGAAAUUUACAGGCAAAUAAUUUUAUGUCAAAUCUUUACAGAAUUUCUAAGGUUUAUUAUUUCAUGGCUUAUUUUUACAGAAUUUUAAGGAAAAGUAAUUUUAUGUUAAUUUUUUUCGGGUUGCCGACCCUGACCAGGCGUCAUGAAAGACGAAAUUGCAUCAUUUCAUGACAUCAUUCUUAGAUGUGCAGUCCCCCCCCCCCCAAAAAAAAAAAAAAAAAAAAAAACCCACACACAAAUAUAAAUAAAUAUAAUUCUCAAAGUAUGAAUGUACGGUGUCAUGCUGAUUUCAAUAGCGCGCAAAAUAAAAAUCAUGUUAAAUGCGCAAAAUGAUACUUGAAAAAAGAAAAUACUAUCGCAGGACAUUUGUUGCGUUAUAUUUCCUUGUAUUGCACGGAUAUCGCCUCAAUCUAAAUGGGGUGUCAGAGAUCUACGGUGUACAAAGUGGUGGGACGUUAGAAUAUUAAUAGAGUUCAGGGGCGUGAAAAACAUUAUGUGGUGGCGUACCCGGGGGUGAGGUGUCAGCACUAUUUGGGAUUCUUAUUAAGUGCGCUACUUGAAUACCUGUUUUUUUGUCCAGAAACUUGAGUAGAUUGAAAGCUCAGGGUAGCACCAGCACGAUUGUUUGUCGGGCUACAAUUGACUACACCACCACGAUUGUUUGUCGGGCUACAAUUGACUACACCACCACGAUUGUUUGUUGGGCUACAAUUCACUACACCAACGGAUUGUUUGUCGGGCUACAAUUGACUACACCACCACGAUUGUUUGUCAGGCUACAAUUGACUACACCACCACGAUUGUUUGUCGGGCUACAAUUGACUACACCACCACGAUUGUUUGUCGGGCUACAAUUGACUACACCACCACGAUUGUUUGUCGGGCUUCAACUGACUACACCACCACGAUUGUUUGUCGGGCUACAAUCGACUAAAUUACGGGUUAGAUGUCAUCGGUUUCAUCGGCAUCUUUUCAUUAAUCAUCAGAUUCUUACGGAGGAUACCACUCCAACAAGGGGUGGCAAGGCCACCACUCCAGCAAGGGGUGGCAAGGCCACUGCUCCAGCAAGGGGUGGCAGGGCCACCCCCCCCCCGGCCCCUCUCAGGGAAUGCCCUGUGCAUGUAUUAUAUAAUUGAAUCUUGAAUCACUAAAUUGACAAGGCUGUUGGCCGCCAUUGUUUUAACUGAGACGCCAAAAUAGAAAAACAGAUGACGACGCACAAUGAUCCCGAAACUUUCCAUUAUUCAAACUUAUGUGGACCACCUUUGAGGGUCCCAUAUAUGAGCUAGCUUUUGAGGACCCAUGUAAAGCACCACAUUUGAGGAACCUUCCCCAACCGACUUUUUUUAAAAAAAACUGUAAGAAUGUAUAGUUAAACUAGAGGCCGACCGAAUUUCGGUUUUGGUUUUGCGCCGAAAGUUGCCAUUUGAUAACUAUCAGCGUAGUUUCGGUUUUGACCGAAACUGAAAAGUUAACUUUCGGUUUAUUAUCGGUUUCGGCUGAAAGGGUUUGAGGUUUUCGGUCGUCCACCAGAAGUCCCGCUGUCCAUCUGACUGUCCAUCUUACUGUCCAUCUGACUGUCCAUCUGACUGUCCAUCUGACUGUCCAUCUGACUGUCCAUCUGACAGUCCAUCUGACUGUCCAUCUGACUGUCCAUCUGACUGUCCAUCUGACUGACUGUCCGUCGACCGACAGUCGGAUAUUCAUUAUGGCUCGACAUCUUGCUGUCAUCGUAUGCAGUGGCGUAGCUGGGGGGUGAGGGGGGUGCGUGGACCGCACCAGGUGACACCAUGUCAGGGGGUGACACCCAAUUGAAAAAUUGCAUAUUUACAGUGCACACACUGCUGUUCACUCUAACCGAAUGUCAUAAAAUACUAACAGAUCACACGUAAAGUGUCCACAUAUAUAACUAAUCCGAAUGUGUGCUUUAUAAAAAGUUCAAGGCUGAUGCGUUUGAAAAGAGGUGACCCUAUACUUGGGUCAGAUUGACCCUAUACUUGGGUCAGAUUGACCCUAUACUUGGGACAGAUUGACCCUAUACUUGGGUCAGAUUGACCCUAUACUUGGGUCAGAUUGACACCGUUUCGACCAUGAUUCGAGUGUUCCGUAACCUUCGUAAGCGACACUCUUUUGAUUAAAAUGCACCAUUUAUUAUAGUUUUCGGUACUCUUGAGAUAAAACUUUGCUCCUUUGUUGCAUCCGCUCACUGAUGAGAUGUUUCAAUUGAACACACGGGAAUGCCGGUGAAGAGAAUGGCAACAACGCCUGCUGUUGAAACAGUAAAAGAUACGCCUGAUGAAUGUGUGACGGCGAUUGAAGCUCUUUGUGAUCCUCUUGAAAUUUUGGAUCUAAGAGGUAGAGCACAAGGUCUUUAGCGUGCUGUCUGUGAUUUCACGUUCAUCUGCUACCUUUUUUCUUUGGGCUGAUCUACUUGAGGAAGUUAAUCUUGCACAGCAGUAUCUGCAGACCAAAGGCUUUACUCUUAACAAAGAGGUGACCAACCAAUCUGCAAUAAUCCGGGUACCCGGUCAGACAAAAUGUUAACACUGUUCAGUACUACUUUUUUUUUAGCGAAGAGGCCCUUAACCUAAAUCAAAACUUGCUUAUGACUAUAUUUUACGAAAUAUUUCACACCAUUUUUUUAAUGCUAUUUUGUGAAAUGGGACUUCAUUGCGCGUACAGCACAUGUAACAGGGCUCUAGAUGCAAGGAGUGUUCUAACGCUGUGCUGGAACACACUUUGAGCUGCCAUGUUUUAAGAAAUAUUUGUCCGACGUCUAAAAAUAGCAACGCUAUGACGUUUUCCGGUCUGAGAAAGGACAAACCUUAUAGUCGUCUCAUAGUAAUAUCAGACGACUAUUUGUUAGGUUUUGACUCUCACUUCGGUAUCACAAUCAUUCACCACAACACUGCAUAGUUCACUUCACGAUCCAAGUUUAUUCACCUUGACAAUUUAACAAUUCCUUAAACCAUUGCUGUCAUAUUAAGAUAGGAAUAAUAGUCAAGACUUUCCAGCAAAACACUCAGCAACACACAACAAGUUACAAUGUGAAUAUUCUACAACUACUCUCCCGUACGGCAAUCAAUCCACCAUAACAACAACCAAACUACCACGUCAUUUCCCCUUACCCAAUUACGUCACGAAACUCUCAACAUAAUAGAUACAGCUACACAUAUACUCUCUAUACAAAACAUCUUUUCCAUACCGAACAUUGACUGUAACGACAAACAUAACAACAGUGAUUCCCAUACAUUUGACACAGACCAUCACACUCGGUCGGUCUCUAGUUAGGAAAAACCCCAUAAGUUGCUCAAGGCUUGUUUCAUUGUUUCAUUCUGUUGAAACUAGUUAACAUACUCACUGAUCGAUUUCAUAUAUGCACACACACAACAUUAAUAUUUGUACACAAUUGAAAGGGUUCUAAGGUUUUAAUCUGCCCGCACCAGGUCCACCUUCGUGCAAGAAAAAGCUAUCAUAAUUUAUGUCCAUCAUCCGUUUAAAAAUGUAUGACGACAUGAAGAUCCCAUCAAUAUGUAAUAACUUGCAAUCCGUUAAGUAUGUAUAGAUCAGAAAUAGGUCAGGUCUUUAUCUGUGAUGUUCAAACUUUCUUUGAUCUCGUCGGUGAAAACUGGUCAGAUACUCCACGUUAAGCAAGGCCUAAUCCGAGGCAUUAUUUAGUGGUGUAAGUGGGGGCGUCUGCCUCUCAGCCCCUGAGCCCAUUUGUAAUAUAUAUAUAUAUAUAUAUAUAUAUAUAUAUAUAUAUAUAUAUAUAUAUUCAAAAAACAUAACAUUUGUGUAAAAACCAUUUUUUACUCUUUCUCUGUAGAGGCAUUAUUUAGUGGUGUAAGUGGGGGCGUCUGUCUCUCAGCCCCUGAGCACAUUUGUAAUAUAUAUAUAUAUAUAUAUAUAUAUAUAUAUAUAUAUAUAUAUAUAUGGAUUCAAAAAACGUAACAUUUGUGUAAAAGCCAUUUUUUACCCUUUCUCUGUGCAAAGAAGACAAGGUUAAGCUAUUAAUAGCACAAUGCCAAUUUAACACAAAUGAGAGUAGUAUGACGUUUUCGUUCAGGGAGUGCAUUUCCUAAAAGUAGAUUAUUGCGUACAGAUUAGCUAAAGCGUGUCUCAAACAACCAUCUUUUCUGUAGCAUUACGUGUUUGGUGCUAAUAUUUCACAACUCCAACUCUCAGCCUGCAAAAAUAAAGCGUUUGGGAUAUGUUUAUUCUUUAAAUAAAUUAAAAAACUGGUAUCCUCUCACAAGUUUUAUAAAUAUCAUAGCAUGACUUAUGAUAAGAUAUUUGUCAUCGUUAGACCAUUUGAAACACUAAUAUUAUUUAUGAAAGGGUUUUAAUGUUACCAUAAUAUUAAUAAUGGAGGUUUGUCUCCAUUGGUGGCCGGUGUAGGUGUCUACAAGAGUUGGUUCGAGAGUUUGGCGUGUUUGAGUGACAAGGCCGGUGAUUCCCAUUGACAAUGAUACUAAACCCCAGAACUUACCCAAAACGGCAGCGAAACAAUUAAAAGCAUAUACGAGAAAUAAAGAAUAAAGAAAAAAAAAAACACUUAUUUUCAUUUUAAAUAUUUCUUGCUACGCCCAAGAAUUGAUGUUAUCUAGAAAAUAGCAUAUGUUCUCUUCAAUAGGAACAUUAGACGAGAAUCAUCGUGGGCAUUUCUGAGCUGUCAGUUUGUACUCGGACCGAGACCAGGCCAUUAAUUCAUCAUUCACCUCACCACAUCGCCCACUAGUAAAGUCAUUACCUGUACAAGCAACAAAACCACCAGGUAAGUUGUGUUCGCCGUGUUCUUCUUUUAUUUUGCAAACAAUGAUAGACUCGUUUCUUGAUUAACAAUACUUUAAAAUUGAUUUUUCAAUUACGUGUGUAAAGGAGAAGUGUAAAAAAAAUUCUUAAAAUUAGCAGAACUGCAUACCUCUACAUAUAUUAAAACACACCAAUCUAUGCGAUGAAGUUAACAAGCAGAUUGAAAAGAAAGAUGAAGACCUAUAAUUUAAAAAAAAAAUGUUGUUAUCUUUUAAAUUGGACUAUGUUUUUUUUUAAAAAUAUCAACGUGAUGUAUUAAAUCAGAUGAAUUGUGGGAAACUUUUUUACAUUUAAAAAAAAAAAAAAUUCUUGACAAAUGGUUGAACUGUUGUGAAAUGCGCUCUCUUCAUAGGUAGUGUCACCGAGUGCAAUCAUCUUCUAGUGUUCACAACACUCAUCUUUGUUUUUUUUAUUUUAGAUAAUUACUUUUACCAACAAGGCAUCAUAAAAACACGAAUACGUUAUUUUAGUGCGUGUGUUUGGCGUGUUGUUUGAGUGCGUGUUUUGGUGUGUUGUUGGUUGAGUGCCUGUGUUUGGCGUGUUGUUUGAGUGCCUGUGUUUGGCGUGUUGUUUGAGUGCCUGUGUGUGGCGUGUUGGUUGAGUGCCUGUGUUGGGCGUGUUGGUUGAGUGCCUGUGUUUGGCGUGUUGGUUGAGUGCCUGUGUUUGGCGUGUUGGUUGAGUGCGUGUGUUUGGCGUGUUGUUUGAGUGCCUGUGUUUGGCGUGUUGGUUGAGUGCGUUUGUUUGGCGUGUUGUUUGAGUGCGUGUGUUUGGCGUGUUGUUUGAGUGCCUGUGUUUGGCGUGUUGGUUGAGUGCCUGUGUUGGGCGUGUUGGUUGAGUGCCUGUGUUUGGCGUGUUGGUUGAGUGCGUGUGUUUGGCGUGUUGUUUGAGUGCCUGUGUUUGGCGUGUUGGUUGAGUGCCUGUGUUUGGCGUGUUGGUUGAGUGCGUGUGUUUGGCGUGUUGUUUGAGUGCGUGUGUUUGGCGUGUUGUUUGAGUGCCUGUGUUUGGCGUGUUGGUUGAGUUGCGUGUGUUUGGUGGGCGGGUGGGGUUAUAUUAACAGCAACAUAAAGGUUAAGCCUCGUCCAACUAAGGGAAGAUAAAUCAUAAGUUAUCUUGUGUGCACGCUGUGACCCACAUACUUUAAUUACGGCCCUUGAGUCUUGACAGUUUUGACAGUAUUAACAUUAUUGACAGUUCUCGAUAACGAACUCACGAUAGAUUACAAGACAAACUUGGUCGGUUAAAGAUUUUAUUAAUACAUAAUCAUAUUAUUUUCUUUAUGUUUCACUUAAAACGAACUAUUUACUGUUGUAUACUUUUCACUAUUGGCAUUUACUUCUACUUUCUUUCAUUUUCGUAGCGUAUAUUGGAAAUAGGGUGUACGCGUCCAAUAUUUAAGACAGCGCCUUUCAGAUGUAUUUAAUCAAACCCUAAAGGCCAAGUUUUUUUUGGUAUAAAUCCUUUACAAACUGUAACAUCGAGUAAUGGGGAGGGGGGGGGGUUGCUGAUAAUGUGACAAAACAUGCAUUCAAGUAAGGCACUUUAUAAGAAUCCCAUUUCCUGGUGGCUCCCCCCCCCCCAAAACGACCCCCCCCCCCACAAGGCUCGCAACCAUACAUUUUUGUCACGUCCCUGAGCCUCAUUUAUAUUCUAAUGGCCCACCCGCUGUUACACCAGAGAUUUAUUUCACCAUGUAUUUCAGAAAAAACAAAAGAAAAUAUUACGCAUCAAACGCCCUUGCGGUAUAUUUGUUCAAAUAAUCUCAUUUAUCACAGUUAUCGGGAGUUUUAUUUCGUGAAAUCAGUGACAUCAUAUUUCCUUCAUCUUCCCCUUUAAAAAAAAAAAAAAAAAAAAAAAAAAAAAAGCUGAUUUUUGGGGGGGUUGGGGUGGGGAAGAAAAUUUGAAAGAAUGAUUAGUCAGCGUCAACGAGUGUGUGUGCCAAGUUUCAGCUCGAUAGGUUGACGGGAAGUGAGCCCAUUAGCCGUCCAACGUUGUUUUCCACACAUCCAGUCAGAAAUAAACACGUGAACAAAAGCGAAGUUAAUAUAAAGGAUUUUGACGCGACAGCUUACAUCUAGGACUGCAUCUGUACUCGAAUAUCGCACAUCAACGUGGUUUGACGUAUAUUGAAACAAAUACAUAACCAGCGACCUCAUUUGUAAUUGGAGAACUGCUGUAUUCUGACACACUUCUCUGUUACAUGACGCAAUUAGUAAUUUAAUCAAUUGAGCGGUUGAUAUUCUCGUUUAUUUAACAUAAAUGUUGCGCUACCGAUAGAAAAAAGAAUAACUUUAAAAGUGUAUUUUGUAUUUACAUUCGGAACUCUUGGCUGCGUAGUCAGACACUUGUCCGUGACAGAUCAGUAAACGUCUGCGCCUGUGGAAGAUUGCUUUAUUUUUUAACAUGGAUCGAUCAAUCAAGAUUGAAGGGGGCGGGGGCAAACUUUUUCAAAAUCUACUCCUAUAAGCAAAUGCUCCAACUGCACACUCCGGCUAAUCCAAGGAUUUUGAUGAGAUAAGAUUCUUUAUUGAUCCAAAUAAGUGGAAAUGUUUUGUUUUUUUUAUAAUUACAUUGUACCAAUUCAUUUUCAUCACAUAAAUAAAUAAAUACAUUUGUAAACCAAGACAACAUUUUACAAUUACAACAAAUUGAACACAAGUCAUCUUAAGUAUUUCUCUAACGUAGAAAUCAGCCAUAAAUGAACUCCUUUAUUGAUAAUAAUGACUUAAUUAGUGAUCAUUUAGAUUUGGUAACAAAGGGAGGGAGGGGGGCAUCACGCUGGUACAUUCGUACAGACUGGUUGUUUGUUUGUUUGUUGUUUUUUUUUUUUGUUUUUUUUUUUUUGGGGGGGGGGUUGGGGGGUGAUCACUCCGCCCUUGAACAUUUUCAUUAUUUAAGGAUAAAACGUAUGCCUUUAUCUUACCAGCACCUCCCCCUACAUCUGGCCACGUCUCUACCUUGUGUCAACUCCAGCGGCGCCACCAAGCUGCAUCAACUCAACGACUUGUUUCAGGUCUGUUCGUUAGUGCAGUACUUCCGGGUCAAUGCAACCAGGGGGGUUUUUAAAUGAUUUUUUUUUUAUCUUUGAGUAUCAUGACUUGCAUUCCAUGACGUCACCAGUCCAUUAACUGUCCACAAACUGGUUCGUUAUAUCCGUCCAGGUAAUCCAUCACAAUGUGUUAAUACCUCAAAGCUGCUUGACCCCAGGUGUGUGGCUGUUCGUUGAUUGGUUUGAUGAUGUACAUCGCAUGUUCUCAAUCCGUUGUUCCGGGCGACAGGCCAAUUAUCCCCCCCCCCAUAAAAAACAACAUAUCAAAACACUUGUUUCAUAUAAUAUAAUACCUGUGCCUGGUUAGAGCAAUGAUACUGUAAAAGGUACGCAUUUAAAGGGUUAUUUAAAGGUAUUUAACAGGGCUCCCAGACAAAUGAUCCCACGACAGGGGAACCUACGACAACCUACCACAAGAUAAACAAAACGAUCACAGGUCUGUGUGGUCACAUGCCUGUGUGGUCACAUGUCUGUGUGGUCACAUGCCUGUGUGGUCACUUUUCCGUCAAGGGUUCGGUUGUCGUGGGUUCAGUUGUCGUAGGUUCACCUGUCGUGCGUUUAGUUGUCCGCUCACCAUUUAACAGUAUCAGUAUCGAUACUAGCCACCUCUGAGUAAACAUGCAUAGUGAGUACUCCUUCCAUCCACCCACCCACCCGUGACGUACUCGUGUAAUAAUAUAAUCUUAUUUGUGUUUAAAACAAACAGAUGAACUGUUUUUUUGGGGUGAAAUCUUUGAAAGUAUCUGUCCUUAACAUCUGUCAGGUCUGAUGUUGAAAAAACAUGUGAGAUAAUUGCAAACACAAACCUAUCUUCCACAGAUGUGUGUAAUUUCAUUGUGACCAGUACAUUUGCAUGAAUUAUUAUAGCUCUUAUAAUAUUUGCAUGCAUUUUGUUUGCUAUGUUGAAAGUGUAAAACAAUCCAAACGAUUCAGUCCAGGCUUACAUUCAUUCACCGGUCAACAUCCGAAGAUAUCAAUUUAAAUCACUAGGCAGUUAAUUUGUGUAAGGAGUUAGUUACCCAGAUUGGGAACCACUGGACCAAAUCUAUAAGUCUAUUCAUUUUUUUAAAAAAAUUAUUUAACUGCUUCAGAUCCAUAUGGACCCCAGCUUCAGCUUCUAACUUUUAAUUAAAUCAACAGAUGACUUUUUUAAUUAAUUUAUUUAUUUAUUUAUUUAUUUAGGCAUUUUUAUAUAGCGCUUACCUUAAAGCUCUAAGCGCUUUACAAUUAUUAAAAACAUGUAAACUAACUAAAAUAAAAAUGAGACAUUAGGAUAGUAACUACUAUACUAUAGAAACAAUGAAAAUGGCUAUAAAACGAGGACACUUUGGCACGUUUUGGCCUAUACUGCAGGAUCAACCCGAGACAGAAAAUGAGGCAGGGCAAGGAGGGUGCAUCACAGGUCAUAGGCGGACCUAAACAGAUGGGUUUUAAGGGACUUUUUAAAAGUGGACGAGGUUUCACAAUGACGGAUAUUGAAGGGGAGCUGGUUCCAGAACGUGGGCCCAUGGAAGUAGAAGCAGCGUUCACCGAUGGUCUUAGUUUUGGUUCUUGGGAUUGAGAGGGUUCUGUUGUCAAUGGAAGAGCGUAGUUGUCUUGUGGGGAUGUGUGCUUUUACUGUGUGCUUUAGGAUUUUUAAAUGAGUUUCACGCAAUCACUACAAAGGGCUCGGGCGGAGCUAUUUCCACUUUGUUCUACCUUCCUCAUAACCCCAGUUAAACGCACAGGGGCAUCGGGUCACGGCUGCGAUGCAAACAAAACAUAACGUUCUCCUCUACUAGGAUUGCGACCCGAGCUUACACAAACAUGGUUGUGGUGUACGCAAGGCACUUAUGUCAAUUUAUUCGACGAGACUAUUUUAUGACAUUUUUUUUUUGAACUACAAGACUUUCUUUUUAAAACUUUCAAUGUGUUUCAUUUAUGUCUUGUACAAAGUGGUUUGAUGCUAUCGUGACGUUUGGCAAACAAAUUUAUAGGUCACGACUCGUGUUAUGCAUGGCUUCAUGUUAUUGGAUAUUUAAAUAUUAGGAAUAACAAACACUUUUUUUUUUUUUUUUUUUUUUGGUUUUUUAAAAUUUCGGAAAUGUGGGGGGGGGGGGGGGGGAUGACAUUUUGACAAAGUUUACAAAAUGUGGAACCAAACCGAAGCUGCUACGUCAGUAAGAAUAGGAAUGCCUCGCAAACAAAUGUUAACGACAUGCGGCCAUGUUGUAACGGAUUUACUGAAGUUGGCGAUCAAAGUAGGACACUUGAAUGAUAACUGUUGCGUCAAAUCGAUUUCAACGGGAGCAGAAAAUUAUUCAACGUGGAAUUACUGCCUGCUCAACUAAAUUUUUUUUGGUGAAACUUGUGAACACUUCAAGCACAAAUGACAUGGAUGUAGAUAACGUAACAUGACGUGCACGGGUGGCAACUCUAACCAAAUACUAUAAAACUAUAAGAAGAUGAUCCAAACCAGUCCAAUAUCCUCUUUGUUACCUGUGCCCCUCCUCCAUCUUGGAAUUAUCACAAAGAAAGGCUUGAAAUAUUACACGAAUUAAAUAAUAAUCAUAAUAAUAAUAAUCAUAAUAAUAAUAAUCAUAAUAAUAUUAAAGGAAACACCAUUUCGUUAUUGUCGUUUAUUUAUUUCUGAUAGAUUUUUUAAAAAUUUGUCUUUAAGUCAAAUUGCCUUUUUUUAAAUUGUGUUAUUCCCAAAGAAUAAAGUGUUAUGUUAACGUUUCUCUGUCAACAAAUUGCUGAACAUAAGUUAACUACAAUGUACACGUGUCUCAAAAGGGUGUAUUGUCAUAAGUAAGUUAACUAAAAUGUACACUUGACUCAAAAGAGCGUAUUGUCAUAAGUAAGGUAACUACAAUGUACACUUGUCUCAAAAGAGUGUAUUGUCAUAAGUAAGGUAACUACAAUGUACACGUUUCUCAAAAGGACGUAUUGUCAUAAGUAAGGUAACUAAAAUAUACACUUGUCUCAAAAGAGUGUAUUGUCAUAAGUUAGGUAACUACAAUGUACACGUGUCUCAAAUGGGCGUAUUGUCAUAAGUAAGUUAACUAAAAUGUACACUUGUCUCAAAAGAGUGUAUUGUCAUAAGUAAGGUAACUAAAAUGUACACGUGUCUCAAAAGGGCGUAUUGUCACAAGAAAGGUUACUAAAAUGUACACUUGUCUCCAAAGUGCGUAUUGCCAUAAGUAAGGUACCUACUGUGUAUACUUGUCUCAUAAGAGCAAUGCUCCAAGCUGGUCUGUAUGAUCUUAACCCUGUAAUUAGACUACAACUCAAAACUUAAUCUUGACGCACACAUAAUGUCACGGUGCUAUCUUAACGUACAAGUAAUGUCACGGUGCUAUCUUGACGCACAAGUAAUGUCACAGUGCUAUCUUGACGCACAAGUAAUAACACGGUGCUAUCUUGACGCACAAGUAAUGUCACGGUGCUAUCUUGACGCACAAGUAAUGUCACGGUGCUAUCGUGACGCUAUAAUUGUCAUUAAAACUCAGUAGGACGUCAUACAUGUUGUUUUUAAUCUAGAUAAAUUCCUGCUCAAAGUUUAGUUAACGCUUACAAUGAUCUAUUUUGUCUGCAGCAGACAUGACGUCCCAAGUAUGUCGUUUUAUCACUGUGCUGGCUGUAGCCGCCAUCACUGUUUGCCGAGUGGGUGCAUUCGAGAAUGGGGCGCCAGACUCCACCUGUGACAGUAUGCGCCCCUCACAUUAUCAAGUGAAGGGAAAUGACAGCACGCCCCUGGUGGAGCCUCUCAGAGAAGAACUUUAUUUUAGCAUCCACGUGAACACCACCACGGUUAAACCUGGGGAUCACGUGGAAGGUAAGAUCCUAACCACGGUUAGACCUGGGGAUCACGUGGAAGGUAAGAUUGCUAACCACGGUUAAACCUGGGGAUUCCUGGGAAGGUAAGAUACUAACCACGGUUAAACCUGGGGAUUCCUGGGAAGGUAAGAUACUAACCACGGUUAAACCUGGAGAUCACUUAUACGGUAAGAUGCUAACCACGGUUAAACCUGGGAAUCACGUAUAAGGUAAGAUACUAACCACGGUUAAACCCGAGGUUUACGUAGACAGUAAUAUAAUGUCCAUUUUUAAACACGGAAAUUACGUGGACAACGAAUAAUUACCAAGGUUAAACCUGGGGAUCACGUGGUAGGUAAUAAAACAUAAUUACUGUUCACGCACAAUUUUUUCAAACUUUCAUUUUGCUGAAUUUUGUUUCCCGCCUGAAUAUAGCAAUAUGUCUUGCCCAAAAUUCACUGAGUACCGGAAAUUUGAUCGAAAGAAAUUGCGUCGACGGAAAAUUGAUCGACGGAAAUUUGAUCGAAUGGAAAUUUGGUCGAAUCUUUUUUUUUUGUUCCAGUUAGCACGUUAAAAUGUUCGUCAAAUAUCUUUUUGAACGCACGAUAUUAUGUAGUAAAACAAAAUAAUGCGGUCAAAAAGAGAUUUGACGCAAAAUUUAAACGUGUGCACUGAUAAAAAGAUUCGACCAAAUUUCCGUUGUGCCCCGUGAACUGAUUGAGCUCCAUGCAAAUUUGCCUUGUUGCCCAAUCUGCGAUGGCCCCCAUUGCUUUUGUUUGCUUUAUUAGCGACGUAUUUUUGUUAGUGUCUAAAUCCUUCGCGGACGGCUAAUUGGCCCACUUCGCGUCAGCCUAUCGAGAUAAAACUGGGUGACCAGACUCGUUGCCGAUGACGACACAUCCUUUCAAAUCUUCAGCCUCACCACCUCACCCCCCAAAAAUAGGUUUUUCCCUGUGUCGCAAGGGGAAGAUGAAGGGGAAAAUGAUGACACGUUUUUCCCGAUAACGGCACCAUAUGAGAUUCUUAUUUCUAUUUUUAAAUAACGCAAGUGCUUUUGGUGCGUAAUAUUUUAUUUUAUUUUUCUGAACGAGUUUUGUGAAAUAAAUCUGCGGUGUAAAGGCGGGCGGGUCAAUGGAAUAUUAAUAUAGUUCAAGGGUGGGAAAAAACGUGCGUGCGCUUACGAGUCGGGGGGGGGGGGGGACGACAAAUUUGGAUUCUUAUAACGGGCGUUACUUGCAUCCGUGUUUUGUCAAAUUUUUUACCCCCACCCCCAUUUCUCAAUAUUACAUUUUAUUAAGGUUUUAUACUUUUUUUUAUAUGUUGUUUAAUUUUCUUAAUAAAAAUUGUAUACUUAAUAACGGCAUCUAAUGAAUUAAUUCCCAUCAGAGCUUCAUGUCUCCUGAUGUUCACGCAAGUCUAAUUAAAAGCAACGAUCCCACAUCACAAACGUUGAUACUUCUCACUUUGUUUUGGCUUCAAGAGAUGUCUGUGGACUGUCGCAUUUUUUAUAGACCCCCACCCCCCCCCCCUAAAGAUCUUGGGGACUUUUAUGGUCAAGACAUUGAAGUCAAAUGUUUUACAGACUUCCGUUUGUUUAACGGACGUUUUGGCAUACUUGGGUGGGAAACAGAGAAUAAAUUAUUUCUUCGGAUGAAACGACCCUAAGGGACAGCUUGAGAACCACUGACUCGGACCAACUUGAUAAAAUAGUCCAAUCAAUCCUAAAAGAUAUUAGAAUUGUAUCCUAUAACAAGCUUUGUAUUUGUUUAAUCAGUCAUUCGUUAAAGUACAAGAAUUUGGUUGACAUCUUUUCCAGUGUUUCUGAAAGCCGACAAGAAUUAUUUCGAGGGGUUUGCGCUACAAGCCCGGGAUGUUAGCGAGGUCAAAGGCUCUCCAGUUAAGAAAUACGGGACCUUCAAGUCGGUCAACGUGACAGAGGCAAAGACUUUCUGUGUAAGUUGGUGCACGUGACGUCAGGGCAAGUGGUUCACCAGAUGGUAACAGUCGGUCGUCCGCAUACAGCAACCCGGCCAUGGUCAUAUUAUGCACAAUAUCAUGAAAUUUGUAUCUGCUUUUUUUGAGCUAGUUUAAAUUAUUGAAUUAAAGAGAUCAUUUUUUUUAUUAAAUCUCAUGUGACUUUAAGAUUUUUCAGAACACCUUCAAAUAAUGAUAUUCGACGAUAAUAGAUGCACAUUCCAAACAAUAUUGUUUUGUGUGUCAUGUCAAACUAAAAGCUUCAAUUGUAUUAGAAAACUUGGUCUGGUCUCUUACUAAGAUAGCAUUUAAUAAACGAUUUUUAAAAAAACAGCAGUAAACACAAGGAAAGCUCGUUUUAUCGUGGAGAUCUUUUUAUUCGGGACCGAGUUGUCGAAUUCUUCACGCGUAGUAAUCUAAUUGUUAAACCCAUUAUUUUUCUCAACGUAAACGCCUCUGAUGGCUUUGCUCUAUUCAAAAUUGUGCGAGUUUUUUUUUUGUUUCCAGAACAGUCAAGGGAUAACUCAGGCCAUGCACAAGAAAUGGAACAACAUCACAGUUAUCUGGGUGGCACCUAGCGAACAUUUUGGGACUGUCCAGUUCAAGUAAGCAACGAGAUCAAAUUUAAUCUAGUUGUGUUAAUGUAAUCUUAGAGGAUUUUUGGUAGUCCCAUUAAACUAACAGCCAGAACUUAUUGCAAUCAUCGGUUCAUUGUUUUUGGCGUCAAUACUCGACGGCCAGACUUGGCAGACCGAAUUAGUGGCCAGACUCGACGGCCAGACUCAACGGCCCGACAUGGCAGACCGACUUGGUGGCGAUACUCAACGGCCCGACAUGGCAGACCGAAUUGGUGGCCAUACUCGAUGGCCAGACUCAACGGCCCGACAUGGCAGACCGACUUGGUGGCCAUACUCAACAGCCCGACAUGGCAGACCGAAUUGGUGGCCAUGCUCAACGGCCCGACAUGGCAGACCGACUUGGUGGCCAUACUCAACGGCCCGACAUGGCAGACCGACUUGGUGGCCAUACUCAACGGCCUGACAUGGCAGACCGAAUUGGUGGCCAUACUCAACGGCCCGACGACUUGGCGGCCUGACUCGGUGGCCAUACUCGACGGCCCGACUUGGCAGCCCGACUUGGUGGCCAUACUCAACGGCCUGACAUGGCAGACCGAAUUGGUGGCCAUACUCAACGGCCCGACAUGGCAGACCAAAUUGGUGGCCAGACUCGACGGCCCGACAUGGCAGACUAACUUGGUGGCCAGGCUGGACGGCCAGACUUGGCACAAUGGGAAUUUCAACUUCCAGCAAAUUUUUUGUUUUGAAUUCAUCAGAAGACGCCCCAACCCCAGACUCUCAAAGCAUGAAGUUUUGGGGAGAUUGUGGUGGCCUGAGUUCGGACUCUUAAAACAGUAAUGUUGGCGUGGGGGGGGGGUGUUGUAGCGCCUUCAACCACCGAGGUAGGAAGACAGCAGGCAACGCGGAAUGGAAUUAAAAAUCUCUCUACGCAAGACUGGAUGUUGCGUUACCAUUGAAACUAGAGACCGACCGUAAGUGAUUUUCUGAUUUCUGCCUAAGCCGAAAAUAGGCCGAAAGUUUAAAAAUGACUUUCAGCCGAAACCGAAAAAAGGCCGAAAGUUAAAAAUGACUUUCGGCAGAAACGAAACCGAAAAUGAAAUAUUUAGAUAUUUUGAAAUUCGUUCCCGCAUACAUUCUGCAUACAUCGAAAAUGAUUGGGGAAAGUAUAAAUAUUUACAUUCUUUUUAUAAAAAAUUAGAUAAUCGUGACUAUCAAUAAAUAAACAUCUAAUAUAACAUCUUGUUGUUAAAGAUCGUUUAGUUUGUUCUUAAAGAUCGCUUAGUUUGUUGUUAAAGAUCGUUCAGUUUUUUGUUAAUGAUCGCUUUAUUUGUUCUUAAAGUUCGGUUAGUUUGUUCAUAAAGAUCGCUUAGUUUAUUGUUAAAAAUCGUUUAUUUUUUUUUUUUUUUAAGAUCGCUUAGUUUGUUCUUAAAGAUCACUUAGUUUUUGUUUAAAGGUCUUUUAGUUUUUUUUUAUUAAAGAUCAUUUAGUUUGUUCAAAAAAGAUCGCUAAGUUUGUUCUUAAAGGUAAUUGAUUUUGUUCUUAAAUAUCGCUUGUUUGUUCUUAAAGAUCAUUCAGUUUGUUCUUAAAGAUUAUUCCGUUUGUUCUUAAAGAUCUUUCAGUUUGUUAUUAAAAAUCGUUUAGUUUGUUCUUAAAGAUCGCUUAUUUUGUUGUUGAAGAUCGCUUAGUUUUUUCUUAUAGAUAAUUGAUUUUGUUCCUUAAGAUCGUUUAGUUUGUUCUUAAAGAUUAUUUAGUUUACUAUUAAAGAUCAUUUGUUUUGUUUUUAAAGAUCAUUUGGUUUGUUCUUAAAAAUCGCUUAGUUUGUUCUUUAAGAUCGUUUAGUUUUUAAUUAAAGAUAGCUUAGAUUGUUCUUAAAGAUCGCUUAGUUUAUUUUAAAGAGCGUUUAGUUUGUUCUUCAAUGUCGCUUAGUUUGUUGUUAAAUAUCUUUUAGUUUGUUCUAAAAGAGCGCUUAAUUUGUUCUUAAAGAUCGCUUUAUUUGUUUUUAAAGAUCGUUUAGUUUGUUCGUAAAGAUCGCUUAAUUUGUUCUUAAAUGUCACUUAGUUUGUUGUUAAAGAUCGCUUUUGCUGAGAAUUAGAUGAUCGAAAACCUCAGUCACUUUCGGUCGGAUGGCCGAAAGUCUAAGUCAAUUUCGGCCGAAACUGAAAAAAAAACGAAAGUUAACUUUCUCUUUCGGCAGAAACCGAAAUUAAGCCAAAAGUUAACUUUCAUUUUCGGCCGAAAACGAAACUUGGCCGAACGUGAUAAAAUGGCCACUUUCGGCGCCGAAACCGAAGCCGAAGCCGAAAUUCGGUCGGUCUCUAAUUGAAACUACAGCUGCGGGAAUACAUCUAGAUCUUGAACAACAAAUCCAAAGAGGACUGGACUUUGACUUGUAAAAUUUUAAGAGUUUGAUUGAGCUUGAAUCUGCCCUAUAUCUGAUGUUAGAUCAGGAAAGGACAAUUAACCAAAUUCUGAAAUUAUGUAUUAUGUAUUUAUGAAGUGGUCUUUAAUUAAUUAGAUACCAAUCCCGCUAGUCCAACUUAGUCCAAUCUCAUUAUUGACAGCUCACGUAUUCAAGCUCACUAAUCCAAACACACUUAUCCAAACUCACUAAUCCAAACUCACUAAUCCAAACUCACUAAUGCAAACUCACUAAUCCAAACUGACUAAUCCAAAGGCACUUAUCCAAACUCACUAAUCCAAAGGCACUAAUCCAAACUCACUAAUCCAAACGCACUAAUCCAAACACACUAAUCCAAAUGCACUAAUCCAAUCGCACUAAUCCAAACUCACUAAUCCAAACUCACUAAUCCAAACGCACUAAUCUUAACGCACUAAUCCAAACUCACUAAUCCAAACUCACUAAUCCAAACUCACUAAUCCAAACGCACUAAACCAAACUCACUAAUCCAAACUCACUAAUCCAAACUCACUAAAACUCACUAAUCCAAACUCACUAAUCCAAACUCACUAAUCCAAACUCACUAAUCCAAACUCACUAAUCCAAACUCACUAAGCCAAACUCACUAAUCCAAACUCACUAAUCCAAACGCACUAAUCCAAACACACUAAUCCAAACUCACUAAUCCAAUCGCACUAAUCCAAACUCACUAAUCCAAACUCACUAAUCCAAACUCACUAAUCCAAUCGCACUAAUCCAAACGCACUAAACCAAACUCACUAAUCCAAACUCACUAAUCCAAACUCACUAAAACUCACUAAUCCAAACUCACUAAUCCAAACUCACUAAUCCAAACUCACUAAUCCAAACUCACUAAGCCAAAGGCACUAAUCCAAACUCACUAAUCCAAACGCACUAAUCCAAACACACUAAUCCAAACUCACUAAUCCAAUCGCACUAAUCCAAACUCACUAAUCCAAACUCACUAAUCCAAACUCACUAAUCCAAUCGCACUAAUCCAAACGCACUAAUCCAAACUCCCUAAUCCAAACUCACUUAUCCAAACUCACUAAUCCAAAUUCACUAAUCCAAACGCACUAAUCUUAACGCAAUAAUCCAAACUCACUGACCCCAAACUCACUAAUGCAAACACAUUUAUCCAAACUCAGUAAUCCAACCUCGCUGAUCUAACUUUACUCUUAUCAUAUUAUUCCUCAGAGCCACCGUCGUCAAAGGUUAUCGCAGCUUCUUCAUGAACGUUCACUCCCAGGAACUGAUGCACCACACAGGUGCUGGUGUGACAGUCAUUCCGUCCGCAGCACUUACUGUCACACUUGCUGUCAAGCUUGUAAUCAUGGCGCUGACAUGUUAACAGGUGACCGUGUGUCGGGAGUAAGCCACAUGCACUCGGUGACCCGAGGGAUUGACAAUGUCAAAUGUCCCCGUGUACAGCUCUUGUGACGCCUGUCAAUAGACACGCUGGGUGAACAAGGUUCGCCAGAGCAAACAGGACCCGGGGCUGGGGUGGGCUUAAGGCAGCGGUUCUCAACCUGUGGGGUCGCAAGCAAUGUUCCCUCUAAGGUGUGUUGGUUCGUGUGCAACAUCCUGCAGCUGUGUGCAAAGUUUUACAGCAACAAUUUUUAUUCGUGCAAAAUCUUACAGCCCAAAAACACAAACAUACACUUACAUGGAAAUUUGCUGCGCGGAUACUCGAAACUGCUGCGCGGCGUCUGUGAGAUAGCCGCGCAGCUGAAAGAGAACUUUGGUCGCAUUUUUUUUUGGGGGGCGGGGGGUCGCACGACCCUUUCACAAGGGUCGCCUAAGACCAUCUGAAAACACAUAAUUAUACUCUACAGUUGUAAAGUAUUAACGAAAAUAAUGUUUGUGGUUGGGGGUCGCAACAACAUGAGGAAAUGUAUUAAAGGGUCGCGGCAUUAGAAAGGUUGAGAACCACUGGCUUAAGGGAACCGAAAUAAAAUAAAAUUUGAAACCCAGUGCACGUUUUAAAAUAAUAUCCAAUCAAUUUUAGUUUUCAGAUUUUGUUACGUUCAAAUGAUACCAACAACAAAAAAAAUGCAAUUUAGAAUUCACAAGCUACUCUAUAUGUGUCUGUUUAUAUGUGAAUAGGUGAUUUGGUGAGACAGAGCCACCCUGUAGCAUUUUGAUAUACAGUGUCCACAAAUUGUCGGUGAUUUUGAUACAGCGUCAUCAACAACGUCAUCAACAACGUCAUCAACAAAGUCAUCAACAACGUCAGCAGCAAAUUCAUCAACAACGUUAUCAACAACUUCAUCAACAACGUCCUCAACAAUUUCAUCAACAACGUCAUCAACAACGUCAUCAGCAACGUCAUCAACAACGACAUUAAAAUUUAUUUUUUUUACUUUAAGCUCUUGCUUGUUUUUUUGUUUUUUUUAAGAUUUGCCACGUCAACGAGAGAUUGAGAAAAUAUAAAAAUGUUCACGUUGCUCAUGUCACGUGACCGGAAAUUUGUUCAUUUUUCGUCAUCUCAUUUUGUUACACCAACAUUGUUUACAAUAAAAUGUUGAGGUCAAGUGUCACAAAAUCUUCACGAAUAUGCGACCAGCGUACAUUUCAGAGACACCUAAAUACUGAUCGAUAUCUUAUUAAGAGUAGUGAUUGUUGUUUUUGUUGACGCACGUUCACCGUUUGUUGUUGAUUUGGUCAUGCGUCGAAAAGUUCUUCAAUGAAUGAUAACGAGAUGUGGCAACACGGAUGAUCCACGCCUGGCACGAUGGAUCUGCUGGAUUACGUUGGAUAGCAUCGACGAUAUUGUUGAUAAUCCGGUUGGAUUUGUUGACAUAACCGGAGGGGGGGAUUUUUUGACAUAACUGGUGGAUUUGUUGACAUAUCCGGUGGACUUUUUUACAUAUCCGUUGGAUUUGUUGGCAUACCCGGUAGAUUUGUUGACAUCCCCGGUGGAUUUGUUAACUCGGUGGAUUAUAGAGCAGACGCAUUGAAUUAAUUUUUUUUUUUAUCAAAAUCAUUUGUGAUGCAUGACAAGUGCCUUAUAUGAAUACCCGCACACUUGAAUGUUUCAACAGACCUCACAGUGUCACAAUGGAAAAUGCCACAGUGUCACAUGUUGAAAUGUCACAAUGUCACAGUGUCACAAUGUCACAGUGUUACAGUGUUACAAUGUUAAAAUAUUAAAAUGUCACAAUGUCACCGAGCCCCGAUGUUAAAAUGUCAGAAGUAAUAAGAGAGACAAACACAAAAAUUAUUUAAUAAAUUUCUGCACACCUCCAAACUGGUCUUUUGUUCAUGUGAGUUGUUAGCGUCUGGCUGGUUUUAAGACGCCACCUGCAUUCUCAAAGAAGCCGUAGAAAU